Molecule: messenger RNA, 213 nt
Organism: Mesorhabditis spiculigera
Lineage: Eukaryota; Metazoa; Nematoda; Chromadorea; Rhabditida; Rhabditidae
Source: the annotation of a GenBank genome assembly
AUGGUCGUCGCCGAGGCGAGAUGGUGGGAUUAUUGCCCCUCGAACGAGCGGUUCAUGUAUUGCGAGACGGGCUGUGAGCGCCAGUGUGGCGAGGAGCCGGCCAAGAUAUGCGCCUUGCCGGUCGAAUGCGACAAGAAAAACGUUUGCGAGUGCAGCCUGGGUUUUGUGAGGAAUCCGGAUGGAAAAUGCGUCGAGCCGAGCUUAUGUCCGGAG